Molecule: messenger RNA, 6224 nt
Organism: Drosophila willistoni
Lineage: Eukaryota; Metazoa; Arthropoda; Insecta; Diptera; Drosophilidae
Gene: Cad99C
Product: cadherin-99C
Exons: 12
Coding region: 499-5694 (1731 amino acids)
Biological process (GO): homophilic cell-cell adhesion
Cellular component (GO): plasma membrane
Molecular function (GO): calcium ion binding
Source: RefSeq, a predicted model, not a curated record
CUGAGUCUUCACGUGUGUCGUUCGCUCGCUUGAUCGCUCGAUCUCGCUUCAUCUGAGCUCGGGCUUCCAUUUACAUUCCCAUAUAUAUCGCAUACACAUAUAUACUUAUAUAUAUGUAUAACAAACGUAUUUUAGACCGGUUUGUUGUGUUUAACCACAGCUAAUAUAAAGGAGUAUCCUCCAUAGAGCAUGUUUCGUAUCGUGUGUUAAUUUUUAGUAACAAACUAAUACUCAAAUUGGUGCUAAUUACUAAGUUUUAUACGACAAGUGCUAAAAAUCAUUUGAUAUUCCGAUAUUGAGAAUUGUGCUAAGAUUUAAGGCUCAUUUGAGCUUUAAUUGUGUAUUUAUUUUUCUCCCCUCAAUACAAAUCUGCAAUAUGUAAUAAAAGUAAUCAGUGAUUAAACUUUAAUGUGCUAGCAAAUUUGCCAAUUAAACACAUCUAUUUGAUAUCUACACUGAAUUGGAUACGAUUUGGAUUAUAAUUUGAAAAGUACAAAAAUGGCAAGACACAGUCCACAGACACGACAGCUACGGCUUGGAUUUUUGGGACUAUUGAUACUGCUGACAUCGGCCGUAUUGGGCAAAUCCCAAAUGUGCGAGGUGGAAACUGGUCAAACGAAUAUUAUAUUGGAUAUAGAAGAGAGUCGUGGAAAUUUUAUUGGACAAGCUACUACACCGCCCGAACUACCAAUUUAUGGUGAUCCCUACACGGAAAUUGCUCUCGAUUUAGUCUUCCCAAAGGGGCAACCGACGUUCCUGUUGAACGGCAAAAAACUUCAGUUACUCCAGCCACUAGAUCGCGAUGAGGAGAAUCUUAGUCACAUUGUGUUUCAGGUAUCCUGCACCGUUCGCACCACGAAUAAGAAGCGCAACAUUCCGAUUAUUGUGCGAGUCUCUGAUAUUAAUGACAAUGCGCCACGUUUCAUGAACACACCCUACGAGGUGACUGUGCCCGAGAGCACACCGGUGGGCACAACAAUCUUUCGCAACAUACAGGCACUCGAUAAGGAUGCCGGCGUCAAUGGCCUGGUUGAAUACUUCAUUGCCGAGGGCAGCACCAAUGCCACCGAAGAUGAGAAGCUGACUAGCGCUGAUGGUUAUGGUACCUUUGCCAUAUCAUUUCCACACCAGGGACAGGUUACUGUGGCCAAGACCUUGGAUUACGAGAAAAUUCAGCGAUAUUAUCUGACCAUUGUGGCAUCGGAUCGUGCACGUAAUCCCUCGGAUCGUCUGUCUUCAACGACAACUUUGACAGUAAAUAUUGCCGAUUCCGAUGACUUGGAUCCUUCGUUUAUCUAUCGGGGCUGUGUGCUGCUCGAUGGCGCUUGCAUUAAUCCGGAAUACACGGCCUCAGUGCCAGCGGGCUCCUUGCUAGGCGUACUCAAUGUCCUGCCCGAACGUAUACAAGCCGUGGAUCUGGACACGAUCAAUUCCCGAAUACGCUAUAGCUUUGCCAGUGGAAUGCCUGGAAAUUAUGCCGAUUAUUUUGAAAUUGAUGAGGAGACUGGAGUGUUGAAGCAAACAAAGGCCAUAGACACAUCCACGGCUAAGAAAUAUGAUAUAGUUGUGCGGGCGGAAGAAAUAUCGCCGGCACCACGAAGAUUCACCACAGCCAAACUGACCAUAGCUGUGAAGCCUGUCGAUGCCAAUCCUCCGGUGAUAUCUUCUUCGGAAAUUGAUGGUUAUGUCGAUGAGAAUUCACCUAUUGGCACAAAGGUACUCGAUGCUCAGGGUAAACCAAUUUCAUUUAGCACCACAGAUGCUGAUCUUGGCGAGGGAGAUCCAAAACCGGAUUAUAUCUAUGAGCUAACGACGCCAUCGUUCAAUGUGACAAGCGAGGGUAUUCUGGUGGUGAAUGAAGAGAAUCUUGAUCGUGAUCCACCAGCGCCUGGACGUUACAAGUUCCAAGUGGUGGCCCGGGAACCACGCACCAAUGCGGCUAGUGCUCCGCUCAGUUUAACCGUACACUUGCGAGAUGUCAACGACAAUCCACCGAAAUUGGCCAUGGUGGCGCCCAUAUCGAUAACAGCCGGAGAUCAGCAACGUCUAGUGACCCAGGUCAAUGCCACCGAUAACGAUGAGGGCGCAAAUGCCGUUGUCACCUACUCCAUUUAUCACGUAUCCAAUAAUGGGGCACAGAAGUUCAUUAUUAAUGAACAGACGGGUGAAAUCGAGACUCAUGGCCGUCUAUUGGCUGGAGAGCAAUACAGCAUCACGGUGCAGGCCACCGACAUUGGAGGUCUCUCCUCCCAGGCCAUUGUUGAGGUCAGUGUGACACCGGGACCAAAUACGAAACCUCCACGUUUCGAAAAGGCCAUCUAUGAGGUGCAAGUUAGCGAAGGUGCUGAGAUUAAUUCCACUGUCACGGUGGUUCACGCCGACGAUCCCGAGAACGAUCCCGUUGUGUAUUCCAUUAUCUCAGGCAAUGAUUUGAGACAAUUUGCUGUGGGCCAGGAGAAUGGAGUUAUCAUAGUCAUUAGGAAAUUGGAUCGUGAGAGUCUGACACGUUACCAACUGAUCCUGAAGGCAGAGGAUAAUGGUGGCCUAUCCAGCAGCGCCACGGUUAACAUCAAGGUGACCGACAUCAACGACAAGAAUCCCGAAUUCGAUGAGUCCACACUGCCAUAUGUAUUCCAAGUGGAUGAGGGACAAUUGGACACCUUUGUCGGGGUUGUCCAUGCCACCGAUGCGGAUGAGGGAAUCAAUGCAGAGAUCACUUAUUCCAUACCCACGGAUAUACCCUUUGCCAUAAAUGGAAAGUCCGGAGAGAUACGCACUGCCAAGAAGUUGGACUACGAGAAGCAAAAUGAGUACAAGUUUGUGGUAACAGCCAAGGAUGGAGCACCCGAUGCCCGAUUGGGUACGGCCAGUGUGACAGUGAUGGUGCGAGACUUGCCUGACGAAGUGCCACGCUUUAGUGACGCACGAAUCGAUGUUCAUAUUCCGGAGAAUGAGGCCAACUAUCUAGUGGCAACUGUGCAAGCUUUUGAUCCGGAUUCCAUGCCAGAGAUUACCUAUGUUCUGCGUAAGGGCGAUGAGGAGCUGUUCAAGGUCUUCCCGAACUCGGGAGAAGUGCGCACCACCAGCAAAGGACUCGAUUUUGAGAAGCAACGUCAACAUGAACUUAUUGUCGGUACCAUUGAGAAUGAUGGAGAUGGCCCGGGCGACACCGUACGCUUGGUUGUCCAGGUGGAAGAUCGCAACGAUGUAGCACCUCGUUUCUUGACCGUUCCCGAGCCGGUGACUGUGAACGACGAUCAGCCCAUUGGCACGGUUAUUGCCACCAUGCCGGCCAUUGAUGCCGAUGGCACUUCUCCAGGCAAUGUGGUUCGCUAUGAGCUAAUUGGCCGCGGCAAGGCCUUGAAAUAUUUCCAAGUUGACCCCGAUACCGGUGCUGUGCGUAUACGCGAUGAGCUGCGCAAGGAUGAGGACACGGAAUACCAAGUGGACAUCAGGGCCUACGAUAUGGGAGAACCUCAACUCAGCUCGGUGGCCCAACUGCGCGUCGAUGUGCGUCACCUGUUGCUGGAUCCGAAUGGGGAAAGUAAAAUCGAUGCCAACAAACUGGACAGCGGCCUCGGCAUCAUGAAUCCCGAGACCAUCGGUCUGGCAUUUAGCGAUGACAGCUACACCACCAGUGUCCCGGAGUCGACUAGUGUGAAUAGUACACUGAAACUAGUGCAGAUAGUCAACGCAAGAAAAUCCUCCAAGGAUAUGGCCAUGCCGGCCUUUAAGUGUGAAUUCGUACAGGGCAAUGAGUUGGGCAUGUUCGAACUAAUCUCCGAGGAUCAUGGCUGUGGCAUUGUGCUCUUGCAAACAUUGGAUUUCGAGAAUAGGACAACAUAUACCCUGCAAUUACGUCUAGUGUCGCAUAGAUUUUUCGUGAAUCCCCGCAAGGAUCAUGCCACAGUUAAGAUUAUUGUGCAAGAUGAGAACGAUAAUGCUCCCGAAUUUGUAUUUAAUCGCCUGCGUGGACGUAAGGAUACUUUCUAUGCCGUUGUCACCACGGAAAUGGAUAUCGAUACAAGCAUCCUGCAAGUACGGGCCACUGACCGGGAUUCGGGCAAGUUUGGACAAAUCCGUUAUAAAAUAUACGAUGACGAAGAGGACAACAGCAUCAAUGAGAAUGAGGGAUUGCCCACCAGUUACUUUGUGAUGAGCGAAGAUUCCGGCAUUCUGCGCACAGCGAAACCUUUUACCAAUGAUGUUACUUUUCCCAUGGUCUUCUAUGUGGAGGCUCGAGAUAAUGCAGAGGCAAAUGAGGAAAUGGGCUCACACCGAACUAGAGCACGUAUUGUGGUCAAUCGACUCACUGAUCUCAAUCGCAUGACUUUGGCCUUCUCCGAUGCUCCUCCCAGUGAUUUGCGUAUUCAUUACUCUGAGCUGGAGGAAUUGCUGCAAGAGAAAUCAAAUGGUUUAGUCAGCGGAAUUGAACGUUUCAGUAGUCGCAAGUUCCUUACGGAUAAUGGUACCAUCAUGGAGAAUCCGGCGGCCACAGAUGUGUGGUUCUACCUCAUUGAUCCCAAGACAGAGCAGCUACUGAAACGUAACGAUAGUGCGGUCCAAGCAGCAUUGCUGCAACCAGCAGCUCGGGCGGAACUCAAUUUUGCUGCAUCGGGAGUGGCACGUGCCACAGCCGAAGGCAUCUAUGCCCCCAUUGAGAUGAAGGAGCAGGUUCAUAAGGUCAAGGCCGCCAUAGCAAUUGACGAUGAGGUCUUUCCCUUCACAUUGAUUGCUAUAUCCAUUAUCAUACUGGUUCUGGGUACCAUUGGCAUCAUCUACAUAUGCAUCUCCUGGUCCAAAUACAAAAAUUUCAAGCAACGCAUGCGCCAGUAUUCGACGCCCAGUCCUACGCGUUAUGAUCCAGUCAUUGUUAACUCCCAGGCCUCGAAUGCUGGCGAUACAGUGACCAACAUGAAGGAGUAUGAAACCCAAAUGCUUGCCAUGGCGGUUCCACCCGAUGGCGAUGAUGAUCUGCAGUUGGAUUUCAGUGCCAAGAAUCAUGCAUUCUCCUUGGAUAAUGUUAGCUAUAUAACCCACAAGGAGAACGGUGGCAAUGCCAACGGUGGUGCUGGUGGUCAAUCCAGUCCAUCCCAUUCGGAUGCCACAACAGCAACCAUAGCCACGCUGCGGCGACACAAUAAUCUGAAUAAUUUGAAUAUGAACAAUAAUAAUCUGACAAUGAAUAAUCGACAAAAUACCUUCAAUCGCACCUUGGAAAUGAAUACGCGUAACAAUGCAAAUCCCUUGGGAUCACCUCCACCGAAUGGCACCCUGACCCUGGGUCGUAUCAAGCAUCAGAAUAUCAAUCAUUACCAGAACGGAGGGUACAAAUUGGACACAUCGAGUCGCAACAAUCUGGCCAAUGCCCAGAAUAAUGCCUACAGCACAAUGGGCAGACGCGGCAAUACUUUCGGUGGCGUUGGUUUGCUCAAUGUCUCCGGCGAUAAUUCUGGAGGUGGAGAUUUGAUGACCAAUACUCUGGGUCGCAAUACCAACCACAAUCACAAUAAUCGCGUCUUUGGCGGUGAGGUUCCCAUUACGAAUCCACUUUUUCAACGAUCCAAUGGAGACAACCACCUGAGCAGCACCAAUGAGAAUGUUUCGUUUGGCAAACGAGAUUAUGGUCAAAUGGGUUUCUCAUAUCUAAACGAUUUAGAUCGAUCCGAGGUGGAAACGACCACGGAGCUAUAAUCUAACCUCCGAUCCACAUGACAAAUCGGUGUAUAUAAAUAUGUACUAAAAUUAAUCUCUAUUUAGCUGCCAAUUUUUUGUACGUUUCUAAUAGUUUAAGUGCAGUUGCCAUUAUUGAAUUCAGAACUGUAAAUAUUUGACUUUAGGGGAAUUAAUAUCGGAAGCAUUUAAAAAACUGAUUAGAUUAAUUGAUAAUUGUGCAUUAAUUUAACACAAAACAAAACCCAACUGCAGUCAUUAAAUUGUAAGUAAUCAAUCGAAUCAGAUUUAGAUUAAUUAUAAGUGAGCCGUGUGAGAUGAUAAAAGUCAUCAUUAUUAUUAUUUAGUAUGGAAAUGCCAUUAGCAAAAAUUUGAUAAGAUUGUUAAACUUAGGUAAAAAAUAUCUUGGCAUUCGCGUAUAUUAAACAAAAAAAUUAAUGGAAAUACAUUUUAAACAUUAAUUGAUAACUGUAAAUAACGAUAGUGCAAGAGAUAUUUGAAUGCAUCUUAAGAUGUUUUAAUAAAAAACUGCUUAUGUUAUUAUAAUAGAA